Fusarium vanettenii 77-13-4 is the source of this 561-nucleotide messenger RNA. RefSeq lists its product as uncharacterized. Lineage: Eukaryota; Fungi; Ascomycota; Sordariomycetes; Hypocreales; Nectriaceae. The transcript is spliced from 7 exons. Bases 1 to 561 code for a protein of 186 amino acids. The record is from RefSeq and is a predicted model, not a curated record.
AUGUACCCCGUGAUGCUCCAAAUUGGCGCUAUGUCGGUAUAUCCACGACUCUUUGAUCUUGGUGCCGAUGACCUGCCUGUGACGGGGCCUCUUUUUGGCGCCUAUAAGUCGUUUGCCACCGUGCUAGAUAUUCUCCCAAUCGAUUUUAAAUUCGCAUGUUCUACUAGAAGAUAUGAUAAUGCAGCACGAAUUGACAAUGGCUCAGACAGAUCGGCACGAUACGAAAAUUCACUGAGGCAAACGCGUCGUGUCACGCAGACGCGUCGUGUCAUGCAACUUAAAGUGAAGACCAACCUAGACCACCCAAUCCGACCGGCAGCUCUGGUCUGUCGGUCUGAUGAGAUUUGCCGGUCGGUCGGUCUGCGGUUUGAAGAUGGUCUGUCAGACGGUCUGUCAGACGGUCGUAAUCUAGGGACGUCGCUAUGGAGCCGACUAGGAUACCGUCCGGUCCAAACCAGGAUACCGUCUAGUCUAAGCCUUAUUCUUAUUAGUCGAAUUAUAAAGCUAGCAGGGUUACUAUCCGCUCUAAGCCUUACUCUUAUUAGUUUAAGUCAUAGAUAA